Molecule: messenger RNA, 1435 nt
Organism: Benincasa hispida (wax gourd)
Lineage: Eukaryota; Viridiplantae; Streptophyta; Magnoliopsida; Cucurbitales; Cucurbitaceae
Source: RefSeq, a predicted model, not a curated record
AUAUGGCAGAGUUGAUUAAUGGCUAUUUAGCGAAAGUGACGUUGAAUCGAUGUGUGGAUUUUUUUCGGCAGUUUCUUCGCAAAAUGUUCGAUUUCCCCAUUCCCACACCGCCUAUAAUAGAGUCAUCAGAUCACCAAACAGAAUCCUCAAAAAUGGAGAAUUAUCAAAUCGAGAUCGCGACAAUUCACCACAGAACUCUGAGCGUCAAUGGAAUCAACCUCCACGUAGCCGAGAAAGGCGAAUCAGGUCCACUAAUUCUCUUCAUCCAUGGUUUCCCCGAGCUCUGGUAUUCAUGGCGUCACCAGAUCCUCGAUCUCGCCUCCCGCGGCUACCGUGCCGUCGCCCCUGACCUCCGCGGCUACGGAGACUCCGAUUCACCACCGUCGGUUACCGAUUACACUUGUUUCCACAUCGUAGGCGAUUUGAUUGCGCUAAUUGACGCCAUUGUUGGAGUAGAAGAGAAGGUUUUCGUUGUGGCUCAUGAUUGGGGGGCGGUUAUUGCUUGGAAUCUUUGUCUGUAUCGGCCGGAUCGAAUUAGAGCGUUGGUGAAUUUGAGCGUCACUUUCAAUCGACGAAGCCCUAAGAGAAAACCGAUUGAAUCGCUCAGAGCUCUGUAUGGCGAUGAUUACUACAUUUGCAGAUUUCAGGAGCCUGGAGAAAUAGAGGCUGAGUUUGACGAGGUUGGCACUGAAAGGAUUAUGACUGAAAUUCUGAGUUAUCGCAUUCCAAAGCCACUGAUGAUGCCUAAAGGCAGAGGCAGAGGCAAAGGCCACCCUCUGGAUACUCCCAAUCCUUUGCCUCCAUGGUUAACACAGCAAGACAUGGACUAUUACGUCUCCAAAUUUGAUAAAAAUGGCUUCACUGGCCCAAUCAACUACUACCGAAAUCUCGACAGGAACUGGGAACUCAAUGCUCCAUUCACAGGGGCUCAAGUGAAAGUUCCAACAAAGUUCAUUGUGGGUGACCUUGAUCUUACCUACAAUUCUUUUGGAGCUAAACAGUAUAUACACAGUGGGGAGAUGAAGAAAGAUGUACCCUUUCUUGAAGAGGUUGUUGUAAUGGAAGGCGUAGGUCACUUCCUCCAAGAGCUCAUGAGAUCAGCGAGCACAUCUAUGAAUUCAUUAAGAACUACUAGUUCUCUUAGGAUUAUUCUGGUUUUCCUUUUCUAUUUGCAUAAUAAGGAUUGCUUGAACCCAGGCACUCUCUCUACUAUUGUACUUCUUAAUUCAAUGCCUAUGGUAGUUAAAUGCAAAAAAUGUACUUCAAAUUUAAUGGUGUAAAUUAACAACUCUAAACCUACAAUCUUUUCAAAUGUUUCUCGAGCCUGGACUUUAUUGGGACUGGUGAUAGAGUUGUAGAAAACUUGAAACUCAAGAAGAUGUUUAUGGUUUCCUCCGAUUUUCGACAUUGAAAUGAACGUCUAUGAUAUUUGUUA